UGGACUUGCAAAUAUGCGAAAUUCUACUCCACCAUGACGAAGCUCAAAAAUAAACUCGUUCCUAUAAAAAUGAAACAUUUUCUUCAUUAAAUCACAGUCAAACAAGUUUCAAAGUGAAAAGCACUUCCUCCUCCAUCUCCAUCAAACAACCACUUCAAAAAACCCUUUUCCAAAGUUCAAUCAUGAUGAUUUGCUUUUUGUUCCUUGCCACAGUAGCCAUAUGUGCUAACAGCCAUCCCAUUGAGGAAAAUGAAAUCUUCGAAAUGGCAAAUAAUUCAAUUGACGAAGAGAACACCAUCGACUCAUCGAUACCAACGGAUUACAUCGACCUCAGCCAAUAUGGAGCUGCACUCUACGGCCAACCUGAUAUCGAUGGAACCGGCAAAGCAGUAGCCGAAUACACCACAGAAUCCAACACCAAUCCCGAAGAGCUGGGUUCCUAUGUCGAGGGUGACAUUCUGAUCCCUCAGCAGAUGGGACGCAACGGGCUAAGGGCAGCAACUUCCAGAUGGCCAAACGGCAUCAUUCCCUUCGAGAUCCGAGGAAAUUUCAAUGCUCGUGAGAUGGCCCUUAUCGAGCAGGCCAUCACCGAAUUCCACAGCAAGACUUGCAUUAAAUUCGUUCCACGAAUGGCCCAAACCGACUACAUAUCGAUUGUUAGCGGAAGUUCGGGCUGUUGGUCGUCGGUUGGACGCAUUGGUGGCAAGCAGGAAGUUAAUCUGCAGGCACCUGGUUGUCUGACAAAGCCGGGAACUCCAAUGCACGAGCUGAUGCAUGCGGUUGGUUUCCUGCACGAGCAAAAUCGCAACGAACGAGAUAGUUAUGUUACGAUUUUGUUUGAGAAUAUUCAGCCAUCGGCAGUUUCGAACUUUGAUAAAGCUUCUGCAGACAAAACAACUGGCUUUGGUGUGCCAUAUGAUUAUGGUAGUGUAAUGCAUUACUCAUCGAAUGCUUUUUCUACGAAUAGGAAUCCUACAAUUGUACCAAAGAGACAAGGAGUGAAAUUGGGCCAACGAGAUGGUUUCUCUCCAAUGGAUGUGCAAAAACUGAAUGCAAUGUACAAUUGUAAUAUUGGAUCGAAUUCGGUUGGUGCUUCAGGGGGUAGACCAAGUGGUACCAAUUCUAAUAAUGGACAACAAGGACCGGAUGCUAAUAUUAUAAAUAGCUUUUUGGGAGGACUUAUUUCUGGUUUGGGAUUGGCUGAAGAAUCAUCUACUGAGAAGUCUCAAGAAUUAAGAGAAUGAACAAC
Messenger RNA from Episyrphus balteatus (marmalade hoverfly), 1249 nucleotides. Its product is annotated as zinc metalloproteinase nas-4. Bases 183 to 1244 code for a protein of 353 amino acids. Lineage: Eukaryota; Metazoa; Arthropoda; Insecta; Diptera; Syrphidae. The record is from RefSeq and is a predicted model, not a curated record. The transcript is spliced from 2 exons. Gene Ontology annotation, molecular function: metalloendopeptidase activity; zinc ion binding. Gene Ontology annotation, biological process: proteolysis.